Postia placenta MAD-698-R-SB12 is the source of this 1263-nucleotide messenger RNA. RefSeq lists its product as hypothetical. The transcript is spliced from 3 exons. The annotation marks the transcript as partial. The record is from RefSeq and is a predicted model, not a curated record. Lineage: Eukaryota; Fungi; Basidiomycota; Agaricomycetes; Polyporales; Adustoporiaceae.
AUGACUGGUUGGGCUGACUAUCUUGACGAGUUGGACUUGUUAAAGUCUUGUCGUGCCAUCCGCGAUCUGGUAUCAUUCACUCAACUUCCUACUGCCAAAGAACCUGUGCUUCAGGAACUUGAAGAUUGGGUGUGGCACUACAUCACAUGGAUUCAUGACAGCUAUGUUACCAAGGCCCCAUAUUUGGUUCGACGUAUGAUUCUUCAUUGUCCAAUUGAUGAAUCCAAUGGGGAAGCAUUCCGACCUCUCCCCAAGCAUCAAUGUGAUCGUGGUGGUACUCUCUACCGCUAUAGUCAAAUGAUGACUCGCUUUCUGGCAACAAUCAUGCGUUCCAUUGAUGAUCGCCAUCCUUGCAAAUACCAAUUCCCUCUGCUGGAAACACAAGUCGACUUGAUCACAGCACUUCAUAAUAGUCUUAGGGAUAACAAGACCAGCUUGUCAGCAUUUCACACUGUAUGGUAUUUCCUCAUUGGCGAGCCCUUUGCUUUCACCGAGGUGGACAAGUGGAAAUGUCCUGUACUUUGCUGGCUUGCCUUGGCAAGUGUUCGUGAAGAUGGUCGCUUUAUAGAUGCCAAUGAAUACACACCUCUUCUGGCCGAAUGGGAAUACCUAAUGCGAAUCACCCAUCUAACACAAGCCUAUCGCAACUUUGAAGCUGAAUGUCAAACAACUGAUAUUCGUUCCAACUUUAUCACUAUAUGCUCAGUCCAAUUCUCCCAGUUCCUCAAGGAAGGUGUCAACUCUCCCUAUAAUUCAGUUCGCGAACAUCAGCAUUUUGCAUCUUCCAUUGCCAAAAACACAGCAGCAGCUCCUCAUAUCACAUGGUCAUCCGAUAUGACUGAACUGGCAUGUGAUGGUAAUAACCUUCAGCUCUCACGCCUUCGCUUUGGCCUCAAUGCCAUUGCCCUUGACAUUGAAACUCGCAUCACCAAACUCAUGAAUGGCCAUAUCAUUCCAAUCAAUGUUCCAGACAGUCUAACUGAGAACAUGACCAAUCGUGAUCUAGGCUAUGGAUGGAUGGAGUUGCCCAACUUGCUUGCCAAAUCUUUUCCUUUGCUAGAAAUCCUUCAAGAUCAUCCUCACUUCAAGAUAUGCGAGGUGGAACAUAAUGGCAAGCUACAUUGGAUCCAUCGUGGAAUCAUGGCUGUUUUAGCCGAAUUCACUGUUAUCAAUGAAGAGCUGGCCAUCUUGUGUCAUAUGCUUCCAGCACCUCCUCCUCGGGGUACUGAAUUGGUCGAAACUCGUAUUCGUAAUGGCCAAAUU